CCAUUCCUCUUCCCACCGCAGGUGACAGCCCCUAGCUUCCAGUCUUCCCCACUCUGAGUGCUCCCCUCAACUCAGAGACUAAAUGCAACUGGACCAGGGGGCUUGUGGGUAUGAAGUGGCUGGGCCAAUCCAAGAGCAUGGUGUUGAAUGGCAGCAGGUACUCCACCAGUGAGCAGCAGCCCGUGAGCCAGAGCCAGACCCGUUCCCAGCAGCAGCUACACCCACAGAGGAGCUCUCUCCGACCAGGGACUGGCAGCAGGAGAUGUAGCCGCCGGUUCAGUGCGGCCAGCCUGGAGGCGGAGCGACGUUGUAUCCCGUCCUCUGGGAUGACCGCCAAGGAGCUGUGUGAGCACGAUGACCUCACCACCAGCCUCAUCCUCGACCCUUACCUGGGCUUCCAGACACACAAGAUGAACACCAGGUUUCGACCAAUCAAGGGAAGACAGGAAGAGCUGAAGGAGAUUAUUGAGCGGUUCAAGAAGCAUGACAACCUGGAGAAGGCUUUCAGAGCACUCACCUCUGGAGACUGGUCCAGACACCACUUCCUACACAAGUCUAAAGCCCAGGAGAAGCUCUUCAAACAGCAUGUAUUUGUGUAUCUCCGGAUGUUUGCGACUGACAGUGGGUUUGAGAUUCUCCCGUGUAACCGCUACUCCUCAGAGCAGAACGGAGCCAAGAUCGUGGCAACAAAGGAAUGGAAAAGGAACGAUAAGAUAGAGUACUUGGUGGGCUGCAUCGCCGAGCUGUCGGAGAGCGAGGAGAACAUGUUGCUGCGUCACGGGGAGAAUGACUUCAGUGUCAUGUACUCAACACGCAAGAACUGUGCUCAGCUGUGGCUGGGGCCUGCAGCCUUCAUCAACCACGAUUGCCGGCCAAAUUGCAAGUUUGUGUCGACGGGUCGUGACACGGCCUGUGUCAAGGUGCUAAGGGACAUCGAACCAGGAGAGGAGAUCUCCUGUUACUACGGCGAUGGAUUCUUUGGGGAGAACAAUGAAUAUUGUGAAUGCUAUACGUGUGAACGACGUCUCACUGGCGCUUUCAAAUCCAAAGCCGGGCUGCCGGCGGAGGCUCCGGUGAUCAACAGCAAGUACGGGUUACGGGAGACGGACAAGCGUCUGAACCGGCUGAAGAAGAUGGAGGCAGGAGAGGGCAGCAGGAACUCCGACAGCCACUCUGUGGGCUCCCACACCGACAUAGACUCUCAGGACAUACCAAACACACACACAUCUGGAAGGAACAGGACUUCCUCCAGUAUGAAAUUCAGCAGAACCAGGACUCAAAGCAGACAGUCUCUUUCCAGAGCACUAACCUCUACCUCACCUUCUAAACAAAGUCAUAGAAACACUAACAGGGUACCAAAGAGACUCCGAUCCAAACCCGCCAAGCCUUCGCUCUCCAAGGUGCGGUUGCGAAGUAGAUGCAGCAGGGGCAGAGGUUCGGAGCCCAAGGCGGCAGCAUCGUUAGGGGCCCGAGGGGAGGUGCUGGGUACCACCGGGCCUGGUCGCCUGGGUCUCCGCGAGCCCAGUACGUUGUCGCUGUGUAAAGGGGGCGUGUCGGUGAAGAAGGAUGCACCAGUCCAGACAGCCCUGGGCCAACGGGGGUGUCUGACCCGCCAUGCGGCCAAGGAAAACAGCACCCCGGCAGUCUGCGAGGGCAGCCAGAGCCAGCCUUGCACUUACAGGACUCGCAGGUCCACCAGGACCCUGGUAAAGGUCCAGGAGACUGUAGCCGGGUCAGCUGGGGUUAAACUGGAGCCUGGGGGGAUGGAGGGCCACAGCACCGUCCCUGGAGGGGUGGAGAUUAAAACUGAGCCUGCUGACCUGGAGCAGUACCUGGGCCACGGGCUGGGCUCGGAGCUGGGUGGAGGUCUGGAUGCCGGCUACACAAGCAGAGGGGUCUGUACCAGACGCAGCCAGCUCACCCAGCUCCGGCCCGAACGGACGAUAAAGCGCGAGGACUCGUCAUACGGCGAGCUGUUCACACCGGUAGCGGUGGCCCCGGUGGCGGCCUCCCAACAACCCCGUCACCACCACAGUACUGCCGACACGGCGGACUGCGACAGGAUGCUGCUGGGCCUCUCUGUCCCAGAGCGCCACUGGGACCACAAUGGGAGCGAGCCUCUCCGGAGGGAGCGGGGGAAGGACAGGAACAGGGACAAGGGGAGGGAGAAACGCAGUCGGCAUAAAGGGAAGGGAGGUUACCGGAGCCACAGGGGGGACAGGGCGCAGAGCAAAGGGAAGAAGAAACAGCGGAUCACGCGCUACGAUGCCCAGCUGAUCCUGGAGAACAGCGGAGGGAUCCCCAAACUGACGCUCCGCCGGCGCAGAGACAGCAGCAGCAGCAAGACCAACGAGCCCAGCGAGCCAAUCAGCACGCAGCAACAGGCGAGCAGCACCACGACUACACCGCAGCCUACCGCCCAACCCCCGGUCAACUCCUCUUCGUCAUCUUCCUCCUCUUCCUCCUCAUCAACGUCCAAGAUCAGCAUCAUGUUCAGGAAGGACCCGUCUCAGGACAGGGAGAACGGCAGUUCCUGCAGCUCCUACCACGUGUCCAAGCUGAACGGGUUUGGGCCUCCCGGACUCCACAGCACCAGCAGCUCCACCAAGCUGAAGAUCCAGCUGAAGAGGGAGGACGACGGCCGGACCCAGACGCACACCGACAACAGCACCUUCAACAGAGGGGACACGGAGGGGUGCGGUCUGGGUGGUGGGGCCUUCGGCCUGGAAGCCAGGAACGGUGGGAGACACAGGGGGCACAGGGUGCAAAACGUUGUGGUAGACGAGUCUUCGUCUGAGGAAGAGGAAGAGGAGGAGGAUGACGAUGACUACUUUGACGAUGAGUUUGAGGACGAUUUCAUUCCACUCCCGCCGGCGAAACGGUUGCGUCUCAUCGUGGGGAAAGACUCAAUAGACAUCGAUAUCUCGUCCCGGAGGAGAGAGGACCAGUCUCUGAGGCUAAACGCCUGAUAAGCUCUCUGAAUGGAGGUCGUAACUGCGUCCCAAAUGUCAAACUGUUCCCUAUUCAGUGCACUACUUUGUAUGUGGUAAAAAAAAAAAGUAGUGCACUAGGUAGGGAAUAUAGGGUGUCAUUUGGGACGCAGCCCAUCACUCCACCUUUACAUGUACAGAAAACACUUGACUCACUAAUCAACUGUCCUGUUGAUGACGUUUAAAGAAGUACAGUCGUUUAAAAAAACAAAAAAGUUGCAACAACAAAAAACAACAAAGUGAAUCAGAAGGAAGAUGUUUGUAUAAAUGAAAGUGAAUGCACUUCUGUCAUGAUUAAUAUUCAUAAUGAACAUGAAUAUUGUAGAAGGUGUACAGAUAUUAUGGUGACUAUCCUCUGUCCUAUAGACAGACUUAUUGAACUUUUUUAUUUUAGAUUUUGUCUCACUCUAAAUUCUGUUGGCAAACCAGACUUUUUGUUGUUUAUUUUUAAUUUUUUGUUUGUUGUAAAACCCAUAUUAUAUGGGGAUAUGGGUCCAGUACCGUUCUGAUAGGGAUCAAUCCGUUCAGUUGUAGAAUAAUGACAGGUUUCUAUAACCGUUCAACUCAUGAAUGAACUCAGUCCCACCAACACACUGGAAUCAUAGUGGACUUCUAUCAGCUGCUCGUCAAGGUUGGGCUCCAUUCCAAUUCAGGAAACAAACAGGAAUUCUCAAUUGGAAUCGGAACUUCUUUGUCUGAAUUGAAAUGGAAUUGAGCCCAACCGUGCUCCUCCUGUUCAAACAAAGUGGCUGUGUUUUGUUAUUCUCUAAGAGAACGUUGACUCUGGCUGCAAUAUCCCAACGUGUUAAAGCUCACACAGUACUGUUUACAGCAUGAUGGGUAAUGGGUCGUUGACAAGCCAACAAAUGGACCAAUGUUUUUUUGGUAGUUUUUAAGCUUCAUUUCUCAUUUCUGGAGCCUCUGAUGGUUUUGACUAGAUCGUAUACAGCUACAGACAGAAUUGACUUCCUAGCAGGUUAGGAAUAUUAGGUUAAGGUUAGGAAAAGGGUUGUUGGGGUUAGCUGAAAUGCUAAUAUUCUACCCGAUUCCAUAACGUGCAACUUUUUUUUUUACCGUUGCUGUAUACCAGGGGUGUCAAACUCAUUCCAUGGAGGGCCUAGUGUCUGCUGGUUGUUCCUUUAAGACCUAGACAACCAGGUGAGGGGAGUUCCUUACUAAUUGGGGACCUUGAUUCAUCAAUCGAGUACCAAGUGAGGAGCGAAAACCUGCAGACGCUCAGCCCUCCGUGGAACACAUGCUGCAUACCGUCUAGCCACAAGUGGUGGUUUAACGUUUUAAACACUAAUCAGUGAAAUACAUGGCGUGUGCGUACGGAUGUCUGUAUGCUGUUUUUAAACACGUCAUCAGGAAGUAACACAAAGAAGACAAGAAGUCAUGUACAGAAAGACUGAAUCGUGUUCUGGAAACGAGCUAAAACUCACGAAAGUAUUAAUUGUUGUUUUUCUUAGAUCCAAUCAUACGUAGUGAACACAUGACAACUUUAUAGAAUAUUAUUCCAACGAAAUAGUCAGUCAUUUUCAAAACAGCAUUAGGUGCCUUACAAACAACUCUUGGGGUAUCUGUUUAAGGCCUAGUUUUAGAAAGAAAGAUGAACAGAAGGUUAACUGUAACUACGGGAUCCCUCGGUAACGGUAACUACGGGAUCCCUCGGUAACGGUAACUACGGGAUCCCUCGGUAACGGUAACUACGGGAACACUUUCUUGCCCCGCCCCCCCAGUCUUUCUGUAUAUCUUUUUAUUUUGAGUUAUUUUAGGGCUGGUUUCCCAGACAUAUUUGAGACUAGUCUCAAACUACCAAGCUAUUUCAAUAGAGAUUCUCCAUUGAUCAUGUUUUUUAGUCUUUAAUCCUUGUCUGGGAAACCAGUCUUUUAGUGUGGAAGUACUGAACUGCCAAAUUUAAUCAAGGGAUCAACUGAGAUGAAUGUUAACCCCACUUUGUGUUGUCCUGUACUGUUCAUAUCACCAGCAAGCAGCUAAUCACAGGUAUAAACAAGGGUUGUGUUCAUUUAGGCACAAAAAGGAGAGGGGGGGGGGGGGAGCUUCACUGAAAUAAGAGGGGGUUUCCUGGACUUGUCCAAUAAGAAAUUGUCACUUUUUUUUUCUUUUUCUGUUGCAAAACAUUUUCUGUUGUGUGCCCUAAUGAACACAACCCUGGCUAUACGUGUACCUCCCCCCUGUCUGGCCGUCAGUCACUCUCCAUUCUGUACUGUUCCAGGUGUACUGUCUGCUCUUUGUUCAUUGGCCAGCUGUCGACAUUUCUGAUUUGAUGAAACUCAACAAGGAAGGAAUGUGAAUAGUUGGCAGACAUUUGAGUGUUUCGUGGGUUAGUGGCGGAAAAACACUCUUCAAACAGAACUUUAAAUGCUUUUAUGUCCAGUAUGUAAGAAAAUCACGUGAACACACCCUCUACUUUAUUUAACCGUUUUGGAAUACUUGAAAACAUAAAAAGUUUCUUUGUGAGAAUAAACUAUUUUUCUGUGGUUAA
This is a messenger RNA of Salvelinus fontinalis (brook trout), 5496 nucleotides long. RefSeq names its product histone-lysine N-methyltransferase KMT5B-like. The transcript has 9 exons. Gene Ontology annotation, molecular function: histone H4K20 methyltransferase activity; protein binding. The coding region runs from base 111 to 2969 and encodes 952 amino acids. NCBI's taxonomy places the organism in Eukaryota, Metazoa, Chordata, Actinopteri, Salmoniformes, Salmonidae. Gene Ontology annotation, cellular component: nucleus. The record is from RefSeq and is a predicted model, not a curated record.